AUGGACCCUGCCAACCGGGAUAGACAACAGGCCGCUCCAAAACCUGAAGAUGCACGCUACCUUCACUUCAAGCACUCCCAACCUGGCUCGGGACUGAACAAGUUCUCCUCAACUCUCACUCGAGAACAUGACUUUCCAGCUGCCCAAGCCAUGCUCUACGCUGCAGGAGUGCCAUCAGAAAAGGCACUCAAAACAUUCCCACAAGUGGGCAUCGCCAGUGUAUGGUGGGAAGGUAAUCCAUGUAACACGCAWUUGCUAGACUUGGGCAAAGAGACGAAGCGUGCAGUUGAGAAGCUGGAUAUGCUAGGUUGGCAGUAUAACACUGUAGGUGUGAGUGAUGGAAUCACAAUGGGCAGCGAGGGCAUGCGAUUUUCUCUGCAGACUCGAGAGAUCAUUGCCGAUAGUGUCGAGACGGUCACUUGCGCUCAGGCGCAUGAUGCGUGUAUAGCUAUCCCUGGAUGUGAUAAGAAUAUGCCUGGAGUUAUCAUGGGGAUGGCAAGACACAACCGGCCAUCGAUUAUGAUAUAUGGAGGAACGAUCAACCCCGGCCAUUCGAAACUUCUCAAUAAGACGAUCAACAUCGCGACAAUAUUGGAAGCUCACGGAGCAUACAAUUACGACACAUUGAAGAACCCGAACGACCCCUCCCAAACCAAGGACGAAAUCAUCACGGAUCUGGAGCAAAGGAGUUGUCCAGGCCAGGGUGCUUGUGGAGGAAUGUACACCGCCAACACCAUGGCGACUAUGAUCGAAACGAUCGGACUUUCACUCCCUGGUUCAUCUUCAACACCCGCAACGAGUCCCGCCAAGAUGAGAGAGUGCCAUAAAGUCGCAGAAGCCAUCAAGAUCUGUAUGGAAAAGGACAUCAAACCACGCGACUGUUUGACCAAGAAAGCGUUCGAGAACUCGUUGGUCAUGAUGAUGGCAUUGGGCGGCUCAACGAAUGGAGUUCUGCAUCUCCUCGCCAUCGCUGGUACUGCGGAGGUAGACCUCACCUUGGACGAUUUCCAACGGAUUAGCGACAAGGUUCCUUUCAUCGCUGAUAUCGCACCAAGUGGAAAGUACCUGAUGGUARACCUGUACGAGAUCGGCGGUGUUCCUUCAGUCCAGAAACUGCUCAUCGCUUCUGGUCUGCUCGAUGGCUCCACAAUCACCGUGACAGGCAAGACGUUGGCAGAGAACGUCGAGAGUUGGCCCAGCCUCAAACAAGGACAAGAGAUGAUCCGAAGCCUUGACAACCCCAUCAAAGCCACCGGUCAUCUUGAGAUUCUCUAUGGCAACCUUGCGCCGAAUGGCGCCGUCGCGAAGAUUACCGGAAAGGAGGGCAUGAAGUUCACAGGCAAAGCGCGCGUUUUCAACAAAGAAUUCGAGUUGAACGAUGCUCUCAACCAGGGUCUCAUUCCCAAGACGGAGAACCUCGUCGUCGUUGUCCGUUACGAAGGCCCCAAAGGUGGCCCGGGCAUGCCCGAGCAACUCAAGGCCAGCGCCGCGAUCAUGGGCGCCGGUUUGAAGAACAUCUCCUUGAUCACAGAUGGAAGAUACUCGGGAGCAUCGCAUGGCUUUAUCGUCGGUCACAUUUCUCCCGAGGCUGCAGUUGGAGGGCCCAUUGCAAUUGUCGAGGACGGCGAUGUCAUCACAAUCGAUGCAGAGAGGAAUGUCAUUGAAUUGGAUGUCGCGCCGGAGGAGAUCAAGAAGAGAUUGGAGAAGUGGAAAGCGCCGAGGAUGCCGGUGACGAGAGGUGUGCUUGCAAAAUAUGCGAGAUUGGUGGGAGAUGCGUCGACGGGUGCCAUGACGGAUUUAUUUUAG
Molecule: messenger RNA, 1806 nt
Organism: Ramularia collo-cygni
Lineage: Eukaryota; Fungi; Ascomycota; Dothideomycetes; Mycosphaerellales; Mycosphaerellaceae
Product: probable dihydroxy-acid dehydratase
Exons: 4
Coding region: 1-1806 (601 amino acids)
Biological process (GO): branched-chain amino acid biosynthetic process
Cellular component (GO): mitochondrion
Molecular function (GO): dihydroxy-acid dehydratase activity
Source: RefSeq, a predicted model, not a curated record